This is a messenger RNA of Melospiza melodia melodia, 1056 nucleotides long. It is a transcript of the gene RHO, whose product is annotated as rhodopsin. The record is from RefSeq and is a predicted model, not a curated record. Gene Ontology annotation, molecular function: G protein-coupled photoreceptor activity. The coding region runs from base 1 to 1056 and encodes 351 amino acids. Gene Ontology annotation, biological process: G protein-coupled receptor signaling pathway; visual perception; cellular response to light stimulus. Gene Ontology annotation, cellular component: photoreceptor outer segment; plasma membrane. The transcript has 5 exons. NCBI's taxonomy places the organism in Eukaryota, Metazoa, Chordata, Aves, Passeriformes, Passerellidae.
AUGAACGGGACAGAAGGCCAAGACUUCUACGUGCCCAUGUCCAACAAGACCGGCGUGGUGCGGAGCCCCUUUGAGUACCCCCAGUAUUACCUGGCUGAGCCUUGGAAGUUCUCGGCGCUGGCUGCCUACAUGUUCAUGCUGAUUCUCCUCGGCUUCCCCAUCAACUUCCUCACGCUGUACGUCACCAUCCAGCACAAGAAGCUCCGCACACCUCUGAACUACAUCCUCCUGAACCUGGCCGUCGCCGACCUCUUCAUGGUCUUCGGGGGCUUCACAACCACUAUGUACACCUCCAUGAACGGGUACUUUGUCUUUGGAGUAACAGGGUGCUACAUCGAAGGCUUCUUUGCCACACUGGGUGGUGAAAUUGCUCUCUGGUCACUGGUGGUCCUGGCUAUCGAAAGAUACGUAGUGGUCUGCAAGCCCAUGAGCAACUUCCGCUUCGGAGAGAACCAUGCCAUCAUGGGUGUUGCCUUCUCCUGGAUCAUGGCCUUGGCAUGUGCAGCUCCCCCACUUUUCGGCUGGUCCAGGUACAUCCCCGAGGGCAUGCAGUGCUCAUGCGGGAUCGACUAUUACACUCUGAAGCCAGAGGUCAACAAUGAAUCUUUUGUCAUCUACAUGUUUGUGGUUCACUUCAUGAUCCCACUGGCGAUCAUUUUCUUCUGCUAUGGGAACCUGGUCUGCACGGUUAAGGAGGCUGCCGCCCAGCAGCAGGAGUCUGCCACCACCCAGAAGGCAGAGAAAGAAGUGACUCGCAUGGUCAUCAUCAUGGUCAUCUCCUUCCUGAUCUGCUGGGUCCCCUACGCCAGCGUCGCCUUCUACAUCUUCACCAACCAGGGAUCAGACUUCGGGCCCAUCUUCAUGACCAUCCCGGCAUUCUUUGCCAAGAGCUCGGCCAUCUACAACCCUGUGAUCUACAUCGUAAUGAACAAACAGUUCCGUAACUGCAUGAUCACAACCCUCUGCUGUGGCAAGAACCCUCUGGGUGACGAGGACACAUCUGCUGGCAAGACAGAGACCUCCUCCGUCUCCACCAGCCAGGUCUCUCCUGCAUAG